AUGGACGGAACGAACACAUCUUUGGUGACCGAGUUUGUGCUGCUGGGACUCACCAGUUCCCAUGAGCUGCAGCUGACCUUCUUUGUGAUCUUCUCUGCGUUCUACUUGGCCAUCGUGCUGGGCAACCUCCUUGUCAUCCUUGCCGUGGCCUCCGACCCACACCUGCACUCGCCCAUGUACUUCCUGCUGGCCAACCUCUCCUUCAUCGACGUGUGCCAAGCCUCCUUCGCCACCCCCAAGAUGAUCGUCGACUUCCUCUCAGAGCCCAAGACCAUCUCGUACAAUGGGUGCAUCACCCAGAUCUUCUUCGUCCACCUCUUCACUGGCAGCGAGCAGGUCUUCCUCGUGGCCAUGGCUUAUGACCGCUAUGUGGCCAUCUGUCAGCCCCUCCACUACAUGGCCAUCAUGAGUUGGCGGAAGUGCGUCGGGCUGUCGGUGACCUCGUGGGUCAUCGGCUUCAUACAUUCCUCCAGCCAGCUGGCCUUCACCGUCAACUUGCCUUUCUGCGGACCCAACGUGGUGGACAGCUUCUUCUGCGAUCUCCCCCGGGUGACCCAGCUGGCCUGCGUGGACACCUAUGUGCUGGGGCUCUUCAUCAUUGCUGACGCCGGCCUAAUUUCCACCAGUUGCUUUGUCCUCCUGCUGGCCUCCUAUACGGUCAUCCUGGCCACCGUCUGGCGGCGGCAGUCUUCCACCAGCAUGGCCAAGGCCCGUGCUACCCUCUCUGCUCACAUCACCGUGGUGAUCCUGUUCUUCGGCCCGUGUGUCUUCAUCUACCUAUGGCCCUUCACCACCUACCCUGUGGACAAGGUGCUGGCCGUGUUCUACACCGUGGCCACCCCCAUCCUGAAUCCCAUCAUCUACACGCUAAGGAACAAGGACAUGAAGGCGGCUCUGAAGAAGCUGAGUUCUCACCAUCUCAGCUCAAAGGGUUCCCAGGGGUCUCUGGGGAGGAAGACCUUUCCUUUGUAG
Ornithorhynchus anatinus (platypus) is the source of this 972-nucleotide messenger RNA. RefSeq names its product olfactory receptor 4K15-like. NCBI's taxonomy places the organism in Eukaryota, Metazoa, Chordata, Mammalia, Monotremata, Ornithorhynchidae. The record is from RefSeq and is a predicted model, not a curated record. Bases 1 to 972 code for a protein of 323 amino acids. The transcript has a single exon. Gene Ontology annotation, molecular function: G protein-coupled receptor activity; olfactory receptor activity. Gene Ontology annotation, cellular component: membrane. Gene Ontology annotation, biological process: G protein-coupled receptor signaling pathway.